Molecule: messenger RNA, 1044 nt
Organism: Sordaria macrospora k-hell
Lineage: Eukaryota; Fungi; Ascomycota; Sordariomycetes; Sordariales; Sordariaceae
Source: RefSeq, a predicted model, not a curated record
AUGGACUCCGUACCAGCUCAAACCCACCAGGGCUUCAAGGAAGCCGGUGCUGCUUCGGCCUCUCACCUCACAUCAACCACAUCUCUACCGACCAAGGUCGAGUCACGAACAGCAGUGAUGGAGGCUCUGGAGGAUAUCGUUUACGGAUCUGCCGCCGGCAUCGUAGGCAAAUACAUCGAAUACCCCUUCGACACGGUCAAAGUCCGGCUGCAAUCCCAGCCCGACCACCUUCCGUUGCGCUACACCGGUCCGCUCGAUUGUUUCCGCCAAUCCAUCCGCGCCGACGGCUUCCUCGGUCUCUACCGGGGCAUCACGGCGCCUCUCGUCGGUGCCGCCCUGGAAAACUCGUCCCUCUUCUUCUUCGAGCGCAUCGGCCGCGGGCUGAUCUACUCCUCCGGGCUUCGCGCCGCGCGACUCCGAGCUUUCCUUGUCCGCCCUCUGUUGGUGAAGUGCAAGAUCCAAGUCCCUGACGAACCGGGCGGAACCGGACGAAGGGCGCCGCUGAAGCCGAUCCCCGUCAUCAAGGAGAUCUUCCGCCAUGAAGGCCUGCGCGGGUUCUGGCACGGGCAGCUCGGCACCUUAAUCCGCGAAGCAGGCGGUUGCGCGGCUUGGUUCGGGUCCAAGGAGACCACCAGCAAAUGGUUCCGCGAGCGCAACGAGCGGACUCUGCUCAAGCGCGGGGGUACGCAGGAUGAGGUGCUGGAAAGCAGGGAGAGGGCGCUGCCGCUUUGGCAGCAGGCGGUUGCCGGAGCAUCGGCGGGUAUGAGCUAUAACUUUUUGUUCUUCCCUGCGGAUACGGUCAAGAGUCGGAUGCAGACUAGUCCGAUUGGUAACGACAACGCAGGGAAAGGAGAGGGACAGGGAGGGGUGGCAGGGCCGACAAAGAAGAAUACAUUUGGACAGGAGGCCAGGGCGUUGUGGAAGCAGGCGGGCAUUAAAGGGUUUUAUAGAGGGUGCGGGAUCACGGUGUUGAGAAGCGCGCCGAGCUCGGCAUUCAUCUUUAUGGUGUAUGAUGGGUUGAAGAAGUAUUUUCCUAUGGCUUGA